Rosa rugosa (rugosa rose) is the source of this 1877-nucleotide messenger RNA. Its product is annotated as F-box/FBD/LRR-repeat protein At1g13570-like. The transcript is spliced from 4 exons. Bases 402 to 1400 code for a protein of 332 amino acids. Gene Ontology annotation, molecular function: protein binding. Lineage: Eukaryota; Viridiplantae; Streptophyta; Magnoliopsida; Rosales; Rosaceae. The record is from RefSeq and is a predicted model, not a curated record.
CGGUUUGGUGACACAAAAAGGAAACGACAGUUUGAAAAAAGAUUUUGGUAUCCUCCCGGAUUCCAAAGCAGCAGCAGAAGAAGAAGAGACGGCUUGUCAUUUCAGAAAUAAAUUUCUUCCUUUGCAUUAUAACCUGUGGCUUCCCCAUGCCGAUAUUUAUAAUCUGAAUUUGUUUGCUCAAGAGAGAGAAAAGGGCAGCAAUAAACACUCAUCGGUUCUCAUUCCUCCUCCUGGUUUUGGACACCAAAUCAGUAUCUUCAAGAGAAAGGUUUGCGCUUUCACUUCCUUAACAGAGACAUAAACUAAAUCCGACUUCACUAUUCUGUCUGGUUUUGCUUUUCGUUCCGGUGGCAGCAGAGAUAAGCAAGAUGUAAAGAGAACCACCAACGUACCGCUUGACAAUGGAUAUUGAGUUUGACAAUCUCAGUGACUUACCAAGUGAUGUUACGGAAAAGAUUUUGUCAUUUUUGCCAAUGAAAGAGGCAGUGAGGACAAGUAUAUUAUCAAGCAAGUGGAGGUACAAAUGGGCUAUGCUUCCAGAUCUUGUGUUUGAUGAACUGGGUUUCCCAGGAGUACUUUAUAAGCAUGACAAAUUAGUGAAAAUGGUUGAUCAUGUGCUCUUCCUUCACAUUGGUCCAAUAAACAAGGUCAAGCUUUCUCAUAAAGGUCUUAAUGGCACCGCAGAUAUCGAUAGAUGGAUUCUUCAUCUAUCAAGAAAUUCUAUGAAAGAGUUCACAUUUGAGUUUUGGAAAAAGCCUGAAUACAAGAUGCCUUCAUGUUUGUUUUCCUGUCAAGAUUUGGUUCAUUUGGAUUUGAGUAAUUGUUUGCUAAAACCUCCGCGCACAUUCAAGGGCUUCAAGAGUUUGAAGAAACUUCAAAUUGAAAGUGUUACCCUGACCCAAGAUGAGUUUGAAAAUCUAAUUGUUUGUUGUCCUCUGCUGAAAUAUUUGACCAUGAUAGAUUGUCGUGGUUUCACCAAGCUCAAGAUUGAUGCACCAAAUCUCCGAAUCUUAGGCCUUAAUUGUGCUUUUGAGGAUCUUAAUCUUCAGCACACCUUAAAGCUUACAAUUAUUUGCAUUUCUUUGGAAGCUAAUGGCGACCAAGGACCGGUUCCUGGCAGUUCUAGCAAUUUGCUCAAGCUUUUGGCUCAAUGUGCUCAUGUUCAAGGUCUUGAUAUUCAAAAUUACUUUUUAAAGUAUUUAGCUGUUGGUGACUUACCGGUAAAGCGUCCUAAACCAUGUCUGCAUCUGAAGUUGCUUCGUAUAAACAUAGAUUUCAAUGAUCUGAAGGAGGUUUUAUCUACUUUAUACCUUCUGAGAAGCGCCCCUUUUCUACUAAAACUAUAUAUCACGACCAUAUGUAGGUUCGUCAAGAGGGACAGGCUCUUGUGGGAGAGGUGAACUCUUGGUUAGAUGACAACCAGAAUUUCCAACUCAGAAAACUGCAAAUUGUGGAAGUACAUGGCAUCAGUAGCACCAAAGCUGGACUAGAUUUCAUCAAAUUUCUGCUUUUAAAUUCACCAAUGCUUGAGAAGGUGUUUUGCAAGCCUGCAUCUUACUAUAGGUCUCUGGAACUAUUAAAAAAGAUGAUCCAGUUUAAGCGUUCCUCAGCCCUUGCGGAGAUAAUCUACUUGGACCCAUGACCCAUCACUGAAUUUCGGCAGCUGACAGAAUUUUCUUACUGAAAUGUUGGUGUGGUACAGUCAUGAUUAUGUGAUGCAUGUUGGUGUGGUUUGUCUCAACAAUGUUUAGAAUGGUUCCUUGAACAAUGUUUCCAACAGUACCCUUGGAAUUAGUCUUGUUUAGACAGGGAAAAGUAUUCAAGAUUUCCAAUUCUCUUUUGUUGGUUAAGAAAUAAAUAAAUGAACAGUUCGAACA